Sitodiplosis mosellana (orange wheat blossom midge) is the source of this 2577-nucleotide messenger RNA. RefSeq names its product RGS domain-containing serine/threonine-protein kinase A-like. The coding region runs from base 1567 to 2562 and encodes 331 amino acids. Gene Ontology annotation, biological process: protein deubiquitination. The transcript is spliced from 6 exons. Gene Ontology annotation, molecular function: K63-linked deubiquitinase activity; cysteine-type deubiquitinase activity. The record is from RefSeq and is a predicted model, not a curated record. Lineage: Eukaryota; Metazoa; Arthropoda; Insecta; Diptera; Cecidomyiidae.
AAGCAAUAUAUUUUGCUGAGUUUGGCUAGUUAUAUUUUCAUUUACAUAUACAAUAUACGUGAAAAACCGUAGAAUGAUCGAUUCGAACAAAGAAUAAACACUAUGUACAUUUAAUUUUUCAUUUUUGAAACAGGAGCUAAUUUUGGAUGAUCAAAGGAGCGAUAAGAAAGUUGAGAGAUGGAAAAACGUUCAAAAUCUUCAUACAGGACAGAUUUGAAGCAUAUUCUCCAAAUAAUUCUUUAUCAAUCUUUUGCUGAGCUAAAUUAGUAAUGAAAACCCAAAUUCCCUCGUCUUUAAAUUGUACAUACGCUUGAAUCCACAGAUUCAUUCAUUACAUCUGCAUUGUCAUCACAAAGCAACAUUUAUUCGGUUUGCAAGUCAACAUCUUGAGUUCCUCGAACAUCUUCAUAUCCACCCGUGGGGCGAAAAAUGUGUAGAGAAAUAUGGUGGGGAAAUUAAAUUUGCAAAUUUAAAACAUCUAAAAAUCACUCAAGGAUGUAUGUUUCAUCCAACCAUGGCCACACACACACACACACACACACAUGAAGCAUGUAUAUUUCAUCCGACUAUAGGUUUAGACAUGCAAAUGCGUGUUUUAUCCCCGCAUGCAAAUAUGAGGAAAUCGCUUUUUCUCUCACGCAUGUGUGCAUAUUUUCCACAUUUCCCCUCUCAGUCAGUUGUGCACAAGAGAGAGAGAGAAAGAGAUAACUCGAGCGAGCGAAGUAGAGAAAUAAACGAGAUAGUAUCUAUAAAGGCAAAUGCUCAUGUGGAAAAGCACCGUCGACCGUCGUAUUGGUUUGAAACUAACGGUGUACGGUUGGACUGAGAGUGUGAGUCUCUCAUUCUUUGUGUGUGCAUGCAUACUGUGCAUGCAUACACACAUUUGCUACGAUUGGACUUGGUUUUCAAUAACGACUGUAUACUGUGUCAUAUGGGACGAAUGAAACAGAAAAAUACAGAACAAUAACAGCAACAGUAGCAGCGGGUCACACACAUAAACAGUACGGAACAGUGUACACAUUGGAACGGAGGAUCAUCAUCAUCAUCAUCGUUGUUGAUUAUUCUAUAAAAAUACACACGACAUCGCGUUCGCCUCGAAUGCAAGACAGUGACAGUGAGUGUGCGAAAAAGACGGACACAGAGAGACAGGUCUUGUGUUUUUGUGUAGCAUGUUGUCGGUGUCAAUGCAUCGACAUCUCGACGAAACGUAUUCCGAAAUAUUCAUUUAAUUUUUUUUUUCCUUGUGCCACCGAUUCAAAUGCGUUGAAUAUUUUCCGUUUUGUCUUUGCCUGUUUGUGACAGAGAGAGAGAGAGAGAGAGUGAGAGAGUGAUUAUAGACAGAGCUAAUAAAAAUAUAGGGAAAAAAAAAACAAAACAGAGUGAAAAAGUACGGAGUCUAUAAAAACUGUAGUGUGAAGAACAGGCUCAAGUGUGAUACACAUACUGAAAAAUCGCCGAGAAAAACAAUGUCAAAAAAUUAGAUUUAGAUCCUUGUUGCGGCUUCCAAUUAACAACCAACAACAGUAGCGGCCCAUACAUACACACACACACACAUACGCUCUCAAAAUGACGAUCAAACCCAUAAAAUCGGAUAACAGCGAACCGGAGGUGAAUCAACAGCAUCGCGAGUGCUUGAAUAAAAUCUCAUCACCAAAAAGCCCGUCGACACAGCAUGGAAUCGAACAGCGAAACAAUCUUCGGAACACCGGCUAUGGGGUGGAUGACGUAGUGGUCAACCGUCAUCGGCGCACAAAUCAAAAAAGUGGGUCAUCACACGGUGGUCCAAGCAACAGCAAUACUCAGAAGCAUCAUAAGCAGCGUUUAGUGAAUAUAAACAGCAGCAGCACAAAUGGCACAUGCUCGAAUGAUUCGGGUGGCCAGACAUCGAACGACGAGACCAUUGGCAAUAGCACAAAUUCGGUGCCGGGAAAUGCGCUGCCAACCAUACAAUCAACACCGUCAAAUGUGAUAACAAACAGUUGCUUCAUCGCUGGCAACAACAGUAGCAAUAAUCUUAACAGUAAUAGUAAUCUAAACAACAAUGGCAACAGUUCAACGGCUGUCAACCUCAAUCUCAAGAAUUCACCGGAUCGAGGUCGAGAGAAUGACGUUGAAGACGAUCAAAAUAGUUAUUCGGGAUACAACAGUGGUGAUGAGCAUCAUGGCCAAAAGUACGAUCUAACACCAGAAGAAUGGGAAGAGCGCGAUAAAUUGUUUGUAAAAACGAUGAACGAUCGCGGUUUUGUUAUCGAACAAAUUGUCGAGGAUGGUGCCUGUCUGUUCCGUUCGAUAUCGCUGCAAAUUUAUGGCGAUCAGGACAUGCACGAAAUCAUUCGCAAUCAAACGAUGGAUUAUAUUUAUCAAAAUCGCGAAUAUUUCAUGCAGUUUGUAACCGAAGACAUCGACAGCUAUGUUUCGCGCAAGCGAAAUAAUCACGUCCACGGCAAUCACAUAGAAAUUCAAGCAAUUUCCGAAAUAUUCAAUCGACCCGUAGAGAUUUAUGCAUAUCACACAGGUACAUUUAAAUCUGUUUCUUUUUUUUCUGCAUCAUAUUGGAAUUGAUUUAGUCUGACCCGU